GAAUUUGAAAACCAAGGCUCAAGUUUUAAGAGACAUUGAGCUCUCUGGUUGCAUCAAACAUGGAACAAGUUGUGUUGCUGGUUGAUGAUUUGAGAUCACUUUCUAGGAUUUCUCGCUGUAGAAUAUGUCAUGAAGAAGAAUUUGAGAGCUCCAAAACCUUGGAAGCUCCUUGUGCUUGUUCUGGAACAGUUAAGUUUGCCCAUAGAGAUUGCAUUCAGACAUGGUGCAAUGAGAAAGGAAAUACAACUUGUGAAAUUUGUCUCCAGCAAUAUGAACCCGGGUAUACAACAGUACCAAAGAAAUCGCAAAUAGCUGAUGCAGCAAUGACCAUUAGGGAUAGCUUGCAAAUUUCAAGGAUUGAACAAGAACCGUUAAACACAAGAAUAGUGAGUAUAGUUGAAGGAAACAAUUACUCUGAAUGCACGUAUGCUGCAGAUAGAAGCGCUGCUUGUUGUCGAUCCCUGGCUUUAGCUUUUACACUCAUCUUGCUUGUAAGACAUCUUUUUGCAGUCCUUACAGAGGGAAUGGAAGAUUAUCCAUUUACAAUUCUUACGGUGUUUUUACUAAGGGCCAGUGGAAUCAUUAUACCCAUGUUCAUAGUUAUUAAGACGAUCGGGGCCAUUCAUAACAACAUUAAGCGUCACCAUCAUCAGGAUUCUGACGAUGACUCAUCGAUAUCUGAUGGAGACGAUGAAGAAAAUGAGACACCAGAUGAUGAAAUUUUAAGACAUUCACAAUCUUAGGUUGCUAUCUUAUUUGAUUCGAUUUCUAUCAGAGCAUUAUGCUGAUGCUCUGUCAAAUUCUACCAUUUUCGAGGCAUAUAUUUACUGUAAAAAAAAAAAGAAAAGAAAUUACAUUCACAUUCAAAUACAUAUGUAGCUUAAUUUGACGUAUUUAUACUGUCCUAGUGGCUAGUACUACCAAUACCGUAUACCAAACCCAGGUAGAUAGAACAACCAAAUUUCAACUAUAUGCAUGUAUUCACUUGUAAAACAAGUCCAUUAGACAAUCCUCCAAACAUGUAUAAUGGGACAACCUUCAAUAUGUUAGCUGAAACUUAAAAAUUCAUCACUUCAACUACAAGCAUACAACCGACGAAACUGGCAUGUUGGAUAACCAACAUUGAAAAAGUGAAUCAUGAUACAUGCCUUUAAAACUUGCUUUUCA
Molecule: messenger RNA, 1167 nt
Organism: Cajanus cajan (pigeon pea)
Lineage: Eukaryota; Viridiplantae; Streptophyta; Magnoliopsida; Fabales; Fabaceae
Source: RefSeq, a predicted model, not a curated record